Perca flavescens (yellow perch) is the source of this 2170-nucleotide messenger RNA. Its product is annotated as forkhead box protein O1-A. The record is from RefSeq and is a predicted model, not a curated record. NCBI's taxonomy places the organism in Eukaryota, Metazoa, Chordata, Actinopteri, Perciformes, Percidae. The coding region runs from base 202 to 2157 and encodes 651 amino acids. Gene Ontology annotation, biological process: regulation of transcription by RNA polymerase II. The transcript is spliced from 3 exons. Gene Ontology annotation, molecular function: RNA polymerase II cis-regulatory region sequence-specific DNA binding; DNA-binding transcription factor activity, RNA polymerase II-specific. Gene Ontology annotation, cellular component: nucleus.
GCUUGAGGGUUGCACCUAGUCUGUGCAGGAUGGUGUGAACUUCAGUGAAGCUUGAACGAGCUUUUAUUUGACUUUUAAAUUACAAACCUAAUUUAUCUUGUCUGACUUAGAACUGGAAUUUUUUUUACCUGUUGAUUUUUGUUUCAUUAUUUAAUAUUUAUUUUGCAUGUGAGUCUGUGUGAGAGCAAGUUUGACUCAGACAUGGCUGAGGUACCGCCACCACAGCCGGUCGAAAUAGACCCGGAAUUUGAGCCUCUCUCCCGCCCGCGGUCCUGUACCUGGCCGCUGCCCCGGCCGGAGAUCAACGACCCGGCCAGCUCCAACACAUCCUCCCCGCUACCAUCGGUGCAGCAGGAGCCGGGAGGAAACAGCGAGUUCAUCAGUAACCUCGGCUUGUUGGAGGAAGACUAUGAAGAAUAUGCAGAGCAGAAACCGCCUGUGCCCUGCAAUGAUUUUCAGUGUGUGGAGGGAAACUGUGUGCAACCACGCCACCAUCUCCACAACCACCAUCAUCAUCCUCUUCAGCAGCAGCAGCAGCAGCUCCCGGGUCCGCAGCUGCCGCCUCAGCAACAGGUGCCUCUUACUGGUGUCGCACCCCUGGGCAGCUCCGGCCAGAGGAAGAGCAGCUCUUCCCGUCGUAACGCCUGGGGGAACAUGUCGUACGCUGAUCUGAUCACCAAGGCGAUAGACAGCUCACCUGAGAAGCGACUGACACUGUCUCAGAUUUAUGACUGGAUGGUCAAGAAUGUGCCUUACUUCAAGGAUAAAGGAGACAGUAACAGCUCGGCGGGCUGGAAGAACUCCAUCAGACACAACCUGUCCCUGCACAGUCGCUUUGUGCGCAUACAAAACGAGGGAACAGGAAAAAGCUCCUGGUGGAUGCUAAACCCAGAGGGGGGAAAGAGCGGAAAGUCACCUCGACGCAGAGCUGCCUCCAUGGACAACAACAGUAAGUUUGCCAAGAGCAGAGGAAGGGCCACAAAGAAAAAGAUGGCUCUACAGGAAGAGGUCGAGGGAGGAGCAGGCAGCCUUGGCUCCCAGUACUCUAACUGGCUGGGAAGCCCAAACUCCCACAGUAACGAGGACUUUGAAGCUUGGAGCUCCUUUAGGACGCGCACCAGCUCUGACGCCAGCACCCUGAGUGGUUGCCAUUCACCUUUCCCUUCUGAACAGGAUGACCUGGGAGAGUCUGAAGGCCAUAUGAUAUACCCUGGAGUGGCGGGGACCAAGAUAACCUCCACCCUGCCCAGCCUGUCCGAGGUAGCUGGAUCGAUGGGCCAACAUGGCUCAGAGAACGUCAUGGAGAGUCUGCUGGAUAACCUGAACCUGCUGUCUCCUAAAACAACGCAGCUGGGUUCUGACUCCUCACAUUCAUCAAAUACUGCCAUGCUUCAGAGUAGUCCCUACAGCUCUGCUGGCUUGACCCCGCACCCACAGAAGGACUACCGUAAGUGCAUGUACAGCCAGGUGAGGAUGAACUCCAUGUCCCCUGCCCCCAUGCAGACAUUUCCAGAGACCAAGCCAGGCUUCAGGGCAUAUGAGAACCAGUAUAUCUGCCCUGCUGGCCUCCUCAAAGAGCUGCUGACCUCAGAUGCAGAGGCCAGCAGAGAUACACAGGCAUCUCAGGUUGGGAGGGGAGGUUGCCUCAUGCCCACUUACAGCCACCGGAGCCACAGAGGGGGUCAUGAUGGAGUAAAAAUGAUAAAUCCUCCUCCAAGUCUCCCAGAUCCUCAUGUAAAUCUGCACGCUAUACAUAGACAAGGUCCUUCAACCUCACACGAUUUGAAUAGCUGUAACAUGAUCCCCCUGACUAGUCUGACUAGUCUUUCAGGGGCCCCUCGAAUGACCAGCCUGAGGACAUGCAUGCAGCUGCCCCGUGGACACCCGGCACACAAUAAUGCUGUUUCGGCAAGCUAUGGCAGCAACAACGGCUACAGGGAACUCAGCUCGGUUCAUCCACACAGCCAUCAUCAGGAGCGGCUGCCCAGUGACCUGGAUAACAUGUCCAUUGAGAGGUUUGAAUGUGACAUGGAGACUGUCCUCCAUGAAACCCUCAUGGAUGGCGGGGCCCUGGACUUUAACUUUGACCCUGCAGCUGGGCCUCAUGGAUUUCCCCAGAGGGUGAAGCCCACCACACAUAGCUGGGUGUCAGGCUAGGAUGCAUGGUGGA